CUCGUUCUCUCUCUCUGUCUGCCUGCCAGCUGAUGCUGACUGGAGGUGAAGCGUUUUUUCUCUCCCCUCGUCAUCCAGGGGAAACCUGGACAGACGGACGGACUGGCGGUGGUUUUGGGGAUUUUGAAACCGGCUACUACUUGAUGAUGACAGUGGGAGGCAACUGCGAAAUUAAAGAAAACAAACCUAAACCGGGAGAGAGAGAGCGACAGCCAGAAACCAAGACUGUGCACAGUAACGCAGAGGGGAAAGACAACAACUUCCAGCGGUUGUGUUCUCGGGGCGGUCUACAGGGAGCUUUGGAGCUGUUGGCACCAGAAAGGUGGCUGUAACCUCCCUGCCUUUGCCCUGGUCAAAGAUGGAGUUCCCCGACGACUUCCUAUUGGCCGAGCUGGGCCACCUGCAGCUCUACAACGACUCGCUAUUCCAGAACAACUUCACCGGUACCUACAACGAGACCGACGCCUUACUGCCAACGGGGGUGAAGGUCACCAUUGUGGUUGUCUAUAUGAUCGUCUGCGUCAUCGGCCUUGUGGGAAACUUCCUGGUCAUGUAUGUCAUCAUAAGAUACACCAAGAUGAAAACGGCCACUAACAUCUACAUCUUCAACCUGGCUCUGGCAGACUCUUUGUUCUUGGCUACUUUACCUUUCCAGGGCACUGACGUGUUUCUGGGCUUCUGGCCAUUCGGGAACGCUCUGUGCAAGGCGGUGGUGUCGAUUGACUACUACAACAUGUUCACCAGCACCUUCACCCUGACAGUGAUGAGUAUGGACAGGUACGUGGCCGUCUGCCACCCUGUCAAAGCCCUGGACAUGAGGACACCUCACAAGGCCAAGGUGGUCAACAUCUGUGUGUGGGUGUUGGCUUCGGCCUUUGGCGUUCCGGCGAUGGUCAUGGGAAAUGUAGAGGAAGAACAAGAGCAUAACAGUGUCGAGUGCAUUGUGGUUUUACCCGAACCAAGGAGUCACUGGGAUCCUGUAUUCGGAACCUGCGUCUUCCUCUUCUCCUUCCUCAUCCCUGUGGCUAUAAUCAGCAUCUGCUACAGCUUGAUGGUCAAGCGCCUGCGCAGCGUUCGCAUCCUGUCCGGCUCCAAGGAAAAAGACCGCAAUCUGCGACGUAUCACCAGGAUGGUCCUGGUGGUGGUGGCAGCAUUCGUUGUCUGUUGGACGCCCAUCCAGAUCAUGGUCCUGGCUCAGUCGCUGGGCUUCAACCUGAGCAGCUUGUUCACAUUGGUCCUGAUGCACUUCUGCAUCGCGCUGGGCUAUGUCAACAGCAGCUUGAACCCUGUGCUCUACGCCUUCCUGGACGAGAACUUCAAGCGCUGCUUCCGCGAGUUCUGCCACCCAUCGCCGUUCCGCCUCGACACCCAGCAGUCAGGCAGGAUGAGGAGCAUUGCCAGGGAGGUGGCGGCGGCCUACAGCUGCAAGGCUGGAGAUGGCGGGGGGCCUGGGGGAGGGACACCUAAUCCAGCAUGACUAGGCGUGGAGCUCCCCUUGGUGGGGGUUGACCCCCCACAGAGGAGAGAGACUCAGGGGACAGGGAACUCCAACACAGAAUUAACUCAGAUUACAGCUCUCUAGCGGCACGAGCCCUCUCGCCCCCCAACUAGAAGACUGGCCUGGGGCGGGGGGGAGGGAGAUGAGGAGGACGGGAUUGAAAGAAAACGAAUUUAAGAAUAAGGAUGGGGGUGGCAAACAUAGGACCCGUAAGGUGCUUUUAUGGGUGGAGGGAAAUGGGAUAUAUUGAAAGCUUGGGUGGGAAGGGUGGUGGACAUCUGGGUGCCAGAUAUGCAAGUAGCUCAAUCCAUUCUGGAUCCUGGAACAACUAUGUCCCUAACUCCACUGAGGCGCUAAGAGGUUUUACCGACUUUAGGGAAACACCAAGACUUGCUUAAGGAUCCAACAGUCUUGAGGUGGAUGUAAAAACAAAAUAGGGGAAAUUUGACAUUUAUUACAGGUCCAACAAACAACAUCCUUGUGAACAGAAACUAGAUCUGCCAACUGAGGCCCUUACCCAGUUGCUGUAGCUCUUAGAAAAAUGCCUGACUCUGUACUUAAGUAUGAGAAGGCAGGUGUUGGAGCCAGACAUUUAGAGAGAACUUAUAAACAGCAAGAGAUUAAUUGAAGGAAUUGCUGAUACCAAAUCUCUGAAACCACUACGCGCUACUUUGGUGCUUGUAGAAAGACUAUAAACAUCGGAAGCAUAGAUCUGGUGGUAUGGACCUCAGACUGAUGACUUGCCAAGGAUGACAAAAGCUUUCUGGAAGUGUGAAAUACUUUCACUACCGUUUAUUGUAUCUUUAUCAGUCGAUGUUUCAGUCUGAGGGACUUUCUAUCAUCACUGGUGGGAGGCAGUGGACAAAAAGCCCUGUGGUCCAUAGUGAUCUCAGUGUGAGUUCUUUAUUGUGAUGGGUCCUUUCCAAAUGGAUCUUCAUAAUGGUAAUAUGCUGCUGAGCCCUUGUCAGGACUAAACUGGGCACAUAAAAAUGUAAUGUGAUAUUUGAGACUGUAGAUAGAAAGUUGGAUGUAAUAUCUGCAAACAAUAGCUGGCAUAAAGAAAAAGAAUAAUGUGCAACAAGCUACUCUUGAACAGUUUUUUUUUUAAACUAUGUCUAUGGACCCGGAAUCGGUCACAUGAAUGUUAUUUCUCAUAGGAGCAACAUUUCUCAAUGUGUCCUCAAUUAAGCAAAAUAAGCCUAAGAAACCUUGUCCUAAACCGCGUUUCUUAGAGGUUUUGUGAUUUUUGAAAACUUUCUAUGAUCACCUGUGGGUGUUGGAAAUUUAGAGUCUGGGUGUAUGGGAUGGGGGGUGGGGGUGGGGGAGGGGUGAGAUUGUAACCUGAAAGAAACACAAACACUCAACAAAUGUAUGUGAAAUGUAAAUUAGUACCCAAAGGUAGAUCUACUCGUAUGACAUUUCCAGCUAGGGCUUCAAAAGUUCUCCAUAAACAAAUCUUUAAAGUGGCCUGGGCAAAACCAAUGCAUCGUAAAAGCUGUUUCAAAGAUUUGCAUCGAGCACUUAGGGAACAUAGGAUGCCUUAAUUUCUACAUACAUUAUACCCAUUAUACUAACGCAUAAAUUGUCAGAUAAAAGUAAAGUGAUUAGUGGUCUUCUUAAUUGGAUUAAAGAUUAAAAAACUAUCCCCAUUUUUUGGGAUAUGCUUACCAGAACAUUUACCAUUGAACAAUACAUGACAACAUAUGUUUAAAAAUUAAUAAUAUUAAAUACACAUUACCAAAACAUGAUAGCAGUGUCACACAAUCUGUCUGGUGUGUCUGGUGUUUUCUAAAAUGAUGUGACCCUCUAAAAGAUGAUCAACUAGGGACUCAAUUGGCAACUAAUGCUCUGUCUGUUGUGAUGGUAACAUUGCAAUGAUAGUGAAAAACAAUGCAUAAGAUGACUUUUAGAUAUAGGUAUUAAGUGGCAGUUUAAAAGGAUCUGUUUCACAUGGAAAUGUCUAAUAUAAUAAGAUGCUUGCUUUCACCUUAUGGUUCAGUUUCUAAUGAUACCAACCAUCCUAAUUAACCAUUCUGGACAAAAAUGACACAUCUGGAUGUGCUGUUUUUUUCCCCAGGUGUUUAGCUUUUGGUGGGUUUUUAGGAACCCAUGGUGAAACUGAUUGGUUUGAGAUAUUUGGAGGUGGAGACAUUUACAUUGGGCAGGGGUUUGGGGUAGGGUGUUAACAGUGUUAACAGUGGAGUAAUUUUGACUCCCAGCACCACAGUGGCAAAGCAGGAGGAAGGGGUCACAGUGCUCUGACCCCACUCCAAGGGACAAAGGGGCUCUCUCUCUUCUUAGUGUCUUAAAGUGGAAAUCAGCCCUGAAACAGAAGUCAUGUCUAGUAUUCUCAUGGUCCUGGACAGUUUUGGAAAUUAUACUGACAGAUUUGGACUAGAUGCACAAUGUCGAUGUGAACUUUUAGAACACUUACUCGACUCUUCAACUGACAAAAAUAGAACAAAGUAUCAAAAAUAUGAAGAAAUCAUUUUAUGCAAAAUGCAGAAUAUAAUUUGUUUCUGUUCUUGACUGGAAAUUUGUCUGCUAUACUUACGCAAAUCUAACUGUAACAAUUUUAAUUAAGUUUUAGUUAGUUCAAAUUCUAAUUGUUUGGGUGAUACUGUGAUGAUCAAAAAUUGUAACAAGUAUUUCCUGUAUGUUUGCAAAAAGUAUAAUAUUAGAACAACUAUUUACACUUUUUGUGGCACUGCUCAUUUCAAACAACAGAAGAAUCUCACAUUUUUACUUUUAAAUAUAAAUAAAAAUAUGGAAAGAGAUAGUCCUACAAGCAGAUAGAAUAAUAGAAUUUAAUGAUUUUUAUUUAUAAUAAAAGCAGAGUCAGUCACUCAGUUCACGGGAAAUGUUGGUGCAUCUUCUGAUUCAUGCUUUUUUUGUGUGACUUGAGGUUUUUUUUGUUUUUUUUUGUUUUUUUACUAAUAAUAAUUUUAGUUCACAUUUAUGCAGUUUCACAAUUUCACACUUUGAAUAUUUCCACUUUUUCAGAUGGUUGUCAGUUGAUGGUUAAACUGUCCAGGCUGUAAGAAUGAACAUGUGGAUUCUGUUUUAGGGUUGGUAUCCCCUUUAGUUUUAUAAUCGUGUCUCUUGUAGUUACUUUAGUGUUUCACUUGGUUAUCCUUAUUUUCAACACAGAAAUAGUUUUUUUUUCACCCAUUUCUUUUCUUUAACAGAUUAAUUUUCAGGAUAAAAGUAGAUUCCAUUUGUUGUCACAAAUGGUCAUGGUUUGCUGUGUUGCUUUUAUAUUGUUGUUAUUUUUCUGUCUGUGGAAACCAACGUCUUUGCUGCUGCUACUCUUUGCAGCAUGUUUCAUAAUGUUUUGAUUUUUUUUUUCAUUUUCCUUAUAUUGUUUUGUUUAUUUUUUGAGAGGAAAAAUUCUAUGAACUUACAUUGCCUUAAAUAUCAAGUGAAGUCUGUUACUGAAGCUCGCUCUCUGGCUGGAUAAAACGUGUUCUAGUUUUUACUGGUGCUUUGCUGUUAGUUUAUACUAUAGUCCAGGACUGUAUUCAUAAAGCCUCUGAGAAGAGAACUCGUCAGGCGGGAGAAUAAUUACAUUUUCACUUUGUAUUUCUUAAAACUGUUUUCUUUAGCCUUAAAAUAAGGUCGAACCACUUUAUUAAUGUGUAACAUUUGCUAAAAUGUCAGAGGUGAAUCCAGUGUAAUUAAGUCAUUAACGCAUUUUAGAGAAGUGGAAAUUAAACUGACGACAUAGACGACAUAGAUAGACACAUUACAUGAGGAGUUUUACACAGCUUCUCCUUAUGCCUGUGAUAACUGGUCGUUGUAUAACCUAAUAGCUCUCUGCAGUGUGCUCAGAGUACAUUAUCACUUACUGAAAGUUGUACAUUUGGGAGCUCUUUGCUUCUUUGCUUCAAUAUUACCUGUUUUAACACACCAGGCAUUCACUGGUUUUGGUUGUUAAAUUCCACCUCAAAUAUUCACCUGAUUCAGUUUGCUGAAUAAAACUAAAAUAAGCCAUAGAGUAAGAAAACCAUACACUAGCUCCUUUUAGGUUGUCAUGUCAUAAGCACAAUAAUACACUUUAAGAUGUUUUAAUAUAGAAAAUAAUGGACUCGGCUUCACCUCUAAACUGACACAUGUUUGCUCAGCGUUCCAGCUUUCUUUCAGCUCGCUGUUCAAACUCAGAACUGAAUUCACUGGCAACUCAUGAACAGUGAGCAGGAAGGCUGUUCUGGAAGGCUAUUGGAUAUUAACCCAUUAAGACCUAAGAUGCCCUCUAAAAGAAAUGUUUUAAAACCUCAGCACUCUUUGAAAAUAAUCCCUUAAAACAUGCAGGUUUUCUGAAAAACUUCAAGUGAACUAAAACCUUUAUUAGUGAGCAGCUAAAAACAUGAAAUAAAAAUAAUUUGAGACCUUAAGCCUUUGACAUUUAUUGUAAAUUGUUGGCUUUGCCUUGGCAUUUGGAUGUGGCUGGAAAACCGGGCACAUUUGUCAAAAUUCUCAGUUCAGUUCAAUUAUUUAAACGUUUAUUGAUUUCUUUAAAAAUGCUGAUGAAGAUUCGGGUAAAAACAUUGCUAUACAAUUAUCCCUUUUUUUGGGAUAAAAUCAGAGUAAAAAAAAAAAAAAGAAAAAACAUUUCCCAUAAUUUAUUUCACCUUACGGACAUGAAUUUCAGCAAAUCACAAUGCAUUUUUUUACACUAUGCAUGUAUGUUGCAAUGGUCUUAAUGGGUUAAAAAAAAGUAUAUAAUAAUAAUAAUAAUAUGAAAAUAUUUGAAUAACAUGAUGAUUAAUGUUGUUAAUGAGUCUGAUUGGAGCUGUACAUUUUGGGUAUCCUGUCUGUGAUGUCUGUUCUGUUCUGAGAUAGCUUUAUGAAUACUUGUCGCCUUUCGUACAACCUAGCAGACAUUGAGUAGGAAAAAUGGCCGGAGCAUCAAGGACAUUGGCUCCGACAUGAUUCAUCUUUAUGAAGACGUGCUAUAACGCAGCUGUGAGGCUCUUUGUGCUUAACUGUCACUGUUAAAACUGAAGGCGUGACUAUAUUUUGUAUUACUGUUUGGUGUUUUUUUUUAUAGCACAAAACUACAUAGAGGAGGACUCCAGGAGGGCGAAGUCCUUCUGUUUAACAAUGCAGAGUGAGCAUAAUUAUACUCUCAAUUAGCUCUGUAUAGACAUUCUGUUUGAAUAUUACACUUAUGUAAAAGUAUAAAUCAUGGUUCUGAUCAUCAUUUAAUGUCUGACCUCUUUCUCUUGUUAUUCUUGGUGUAUAAAUGAAAACUAUUUCUCGCCAACCGUAACGGUAAGUAUUGUUACCUCCAUGCUUUCAAACGCAGGGAGACUCCUUUCAUUCGUUUACAUUUUACAGACCACAUGAAUGUCAAAUGAAAAACCUGUUGAAGAUCCAAAUCUAGGAAGAAGAAAAAAAAAGCAUACGGUGUUGAUGUUGUUGUUAUUACUAAUAUUGCUAUCAAAAGAGAAAAAACAGUGUCACAUUAGUGUUUUUUUGCUGUGCGGGAGACUGUCCGGUAUGUAUCAAUGUAUUACUUGUGGACUGCAUUUUGCUCACUGCCUGAGUCAUGAAAUCAAACAGUUCUUAAGGCUCGGAAAUUAGAAGUUUUUCUAAAAGAGUUGCUGCUGUCACGGCAACUCAAACCUUGUCUUACCUUUUUUUGCAACCACAAAUCCGUCGGCUGUGAUCACAAAACUUGAAGUAGUUUCUACUUUUCUUAUCUAAUUUUGUUGGUUUGGGCUGGGUCAGAAAAUCAGCUAGAUGCCUGAAAUGUUAUGUAAUUGUUUCUGUUUAAAUACGACCUGAUUUUAUCUAUAGUCACAAUUUGCUACUUCUAGUGGGAUUUGAAUAUCGGUUGUAAAUGGGGUCAGGUGACAGAGCUGUUUAAAUCACAUGACUCUGGCUGUAGCUACAUAAACUUACAAGUUCCUGUUCUGCAGACAGCAGACUGAACUACCAUGCUAGCUGGCUUGUUGUCGAUGCAUAGAGACUUUUUGCUAACGCUUGAAUUUUAAAUUGUAUAUUUUUCUCCGCGUAUGAAAUGAAUAAAUAAAAUGAUGGCCAUGUCGGA
This is a messenger RNA of Seriola aureovittata, 7553 nucleotides long. It is a transcript of the gene oprl1, whose product is annotated as opiate receptor-like 1. Gene Ontology annotation, biological process: sensory perception of pain; neuropeptide signaling pathway. The transcript has 6 exons. The coding region runs from base 359 to 1477 and encodes 372 amino acids. Gene Ontology annotation, cellular component: membrane; neuron projection. The record is from RefSeq and is a predicted model, not a curated record. Gene Ontology annotation, molecular function: neuropeptide binding; nociceptin receptor activity. Lineage: Eukaryota; Metazoa; Chordata; Actinopteri; Carangiformes; Carangidae.